CUUAAGACACAAUGCCUUCUUCCCAUUGGUUGUUCACCUUCAGUUGCUAUUCUUUCCAAUCUGGGGUAAGGCUGCAUUUAUCCCGCAUACCGUUCUAAUUAACCAUUCUUAUUUCCAUACCCUUCUUGCAUUUUUCACCUUAUUUAAAUUAGGCUUUCACUUUAGCAGGAGCGUCAAUUCCAGGCAUACACUACCAGCGCCAUUUACGCCUCCACUCAUUUGCCCCACCCGUAUAGCCCCUAUUACCACCGGUCCCGUAAGACAGGUAGCUGGGAGUUUUCGACACCGGGAGGGCUACCAACUACCAUCUAACCCUAAAACCUAACUAUACCCCUAACCCUAACCCCAACAUCAUCAGGUGGGGCUACAUAACCAUAUCUUGCCAAAAAAGUCCUAAAAGAAGGCUGCAUACGAGGUCUACUGCGAGUUGAUGGGAAACAUGUCCUCAGUCGAGUAGCUCUUCAAAAGAAGGUCAAGAGGCACACAUCGGUUGAUAUUUAGUUGCAGUGGUGAGGCGCCCCUUCUGGCGAAGGAAAGUUGAGUGGACAGGGCAACGUCAAGGUGUGGGUUGAGUAAAAACUAGGCAAAAAACUUUGAGCGGAGUGCUUACUGAUAACCAGUGGGAGCAAAUACAAAGCAGCCGCUCAAAUGUAACACUUUUCCCCAUUUCAGUUCAUACGAGAGUAACAUGUGAUUAAAAGGCCUCCGAUAUCCUGUUAGCCUCUUGCUGAGAACGUGAGCAUCCAGCUUACACGUAAGUGACUAAUCAAAAUCAACCAGAUUUCGGUUUUAGGAGAAAAGAUGAACGGUUGCGGGUGAUAAUAUGCACACACACAACAUAUGGCCUUACCAAUGAAAUAGGGUUAUCUAGUUGAGUAAUCAAGGGGACGGCGAAACGAGCAAAUAUUUGAGGUUUGACCGAGAGGAUAGACGCAAAGUAACAUGUAAUGAAGGAUUUUCUAGGAAGGUGCUGUAUGGCAACUUUGCAAAACUCUCCAAGGCUAGAUGACAGUGCAAAGUGGUGGGCAAAGAAGCCACCAAUUUCAACAAAAAGAAUUAGCAGGGUUUAAAGCAGGCCUUUUAACUAAACCGGUCCUCAUUAAGCUAUAUACACGGGCUUGACUUUCCAAAAUAGAUCAAGAGAGAGAGAGGGUUUCGGCCUAUCAGUGAGAGUAAAAAGAGACAUAUGGACUCAGUAAUUAAUUCUUUAGCCAGCACGACCGAUUUGCGGGCUUUCAGUGGCACCCGCUGAUAAAGAAUUUACAAGGACUACUACUACUACUACUACUACUACUACUACUACUACUACCACCACUACUACUACUACUACUACUACCACUACUACUACUACUACUACUACUACUACUACUACUACUACUACUACUACCACUACUACUACUACUACUACUACUACUACUACUACUACUACUACUACCACUACUACUACUGCUACUACUACUACUACUAG
This is a messenger RNA of Spirometra erinaceieuropaei, 1468 nucleotides long. NCBI's taxonomy places the organism in Eukaryota, Metazoa, Platyhelminthes, Cestoda, Diphyllobothriidea, Diphyllobothriidae. The record is from the annotation of a GenBank genome assembly.